Messenger RNA from Fragaria vesca subsp. vesca, 1738 nucleotides. RefSeq names its product transcription factor TCP13-like. NCBI's taxonomy places the organism in Eukaryota, Viridiplantae, Streptophyta, Magnoliopsida, Rosales, Rosaceae. Gene Ontology annotation, molecular function: DNA-binding transcription factor activity; sequence-specific DNA binding. The transcript is spliced from 2 exons. The record is from RefSeq and is a predicted model, not a curated record. Gene Ontology annotation, cellular component: nucleus. Bases 485 to 1585 code for a protein of 366 amino acids.
UUGUUGAUGUUGAAUGUGCCACGUGGCGUUGCAUCUGCCACUGCUUUAUCUUUCCAUGGAGCUUGGUCGGUGUGGAAUUCCGGCGCCCUCCUUUUCUCUCAACCGGCCUUUGCUUCUCUCUCACUAGCUUCUUCUUCUUCUUCAAGUUUAUUCUCCGCACACUUGCAGAGUAUUUCGAUCCUCAGAGAUUGCACUUAAUUGGUUCAGCUCUCUAGCUACCAAAUUUACUAGGCAAAUUCAACCACGCAAAACAAAACUACUUUUAUAUAUUCUUCGUCAUCAUCACUGUGAUAGUCAAUCACCAGAAACUGCAGGUUGAUCAGGAACAAGAACCAGCAGAGAGGAUUUUGCUUCAUGGGAUCGAAGAUGGAGGAGAAGUAUAUAUCAUGAAGUAAGAAAGAGAUCGAUACCGGAAAUCAAGUUUUCUUGAGCUGAAAUGGUAAGUUUCCCAAUAGUGAACCAAUGACGAGAGAGUACACAUAAGAUGAUUAGGAGUCCCAAUACUAAUGAAGCAGAUGUACAAGCACCAGCAGGAAACUCAAGUGCUCAAAAUGAAGCUGGAAAGACCUCAAAAUUAGCUUUGUCAUCAUCAACUUCUCGUUCAAGUACUUCAGCAACAGUAGCACCAUGGAUGAGGUUAAGUAAAGAUCCAAGGAUUGUACGCGUAUCGCGUGCUUUUGGAGGAAAGGACAGGCAUAGCAAAGUUUGCACUGUGAGAGGGUUGCGAGAUCGGCGUGUGAGGCUUUCGGUACCUACUGCGAUUCAGUUGUAUGAUCUUCAAGAUAGGCUUGGCCUUAACCAGCCUAGCAAAGUUGUCGAUUGGUUGCUUGACGCGGCCAAGGAUGAUAUCGACCAACUUCCACCUCUUCCAAUGAUGCCUCCUGCUCCCGGGAGCUAUGGCGGUGGUGGCCUAGGCCUAAUGAAUCAUCAGUCGCUCCUGAAUAUUACUCCAUCAUCUCUUGAUCAAAACAUUGGAGAUCAUCAAGGGUUUAGAACCAAUAUUUGGAGAUCGACAAAUGAUGGUGAAGAAGAUCAAGAAAACGAUAAAGAUGGGGAAGAAUCAGACGAAGAUGAUCAUGGAAAACAAGAAGGGAAUGUGGUUGAUCACGGUUCAUCAUCAUCAAACAACUUCUUGAUGACCAGAACUAGUACUACUACCAAUCAUCCAUUGUUCUUUCCAGGUCUUCUGAACAAUAGUAAUGCCAUGCCUAAUUACAGUUUUCACAAUUGGGAUCAGAACCAGUCUUCAAAUUUUCCCCUAUCUCAUCAGUUGGGUAGCCAUGGAUUCACAGCUCACAAUUUCAACGUGGCCUCCUUGCCUUCCACAUUGUCUUUAUCAACUGGAACAACGCAAUCUUAUUUUCCUUCGCAUGCUACCACGGAUGCAGCAGAUCACCAGAUCGAUAUUCCGAGACAGUUCGACCACCACAUGCAGAAUUCUCAUCAUCAAAACCUCUUGGCCAGUUCUGUAUACCCUAGCCAGCAGUCUAUGCAGAGAGCAACGCCUCAAAAUUUGAUGAGUAUGAUCACAAAGCUUGCUCAUUCUUCUCAGCCAAAUAAAGACCAGAAGCCUCCUUCUAGGUGAUACAGCAAGCUGCUACAUAUAUAGCAUAUAGGCGAUGCUAGUCCAAGAGUGUACUCAUGAGAAGUACUAAUGACAUUUCCUAUAGCUUCAACUAUUAGAAAUAAAGUAUGCAUUCAUGUCUCUUGCACCUUUAAACGGAGACGGAGAGCUGGU